Symbiodinium pilosum is the source of this 471-nucleotide messenger RNA. The record is from the annotation of a GenBank genome assembly. NCBI's taxonomy places the organism in Eukaryota, Dinophyceae, Suessiales, Symbiodiniaceae.
AUGUCUUUCUGGGGUUUGCGCUCGUGCCUGUUGGGCGUCGCAUUGGGAUCUGCCUGGUCCGCAAACUGCAAGUACCCUGGGGGCGAGUGCUAUGAGUUGAAACUUCAAAAAUGCCAGGGCUCAGACAAUUGGACCAUUCACGGCCUGUGGCCUGAGUGGGACAAUGGCUGUCCUGGAUCGCAGUUUGAUAUCACUGCCCUAGCAUCCAUGCGGUCCGAUUUGGACCAGAAGUGGAUGUCUUGCCCCGAGUUUGGUGAAUCCAACGAGAAUUUCUGGAAGCACGAAUGGGAAAAGCAUGGGACGUGCUCUGGAAUGCAAGAGGCUAGCUUCUUUCAAAAGGGUUUGCAGCUCUACGACCAGUACAAAGUCAAAUGUGCCAGUGGGAACGACGGAAAGGAGUGUGCAGUCUGUUUCAACAAGGACCUUGCCACUCUGGAGACGUGCCCCAGCGAAGCAUGGCUCACUGUAUGA